GUAAUAGGAAGUUGUGCCAAGUACGAGAAGUGUCCAGUGCACACGCGAGCAACAGUCUUUAACAAUAUGUUGCUACAGACCAACGUCGUGAUUGUGAUCGCUCUGCUUUUCACCGGCUGCUAUGCGGCACCAGAAUGUACAAGGAGUGCCGAGUACUGCAAGGAUCGAUUAAUGCAUCCGGAUUUGGAGGAGACCAAGGGGCAGCAGCAACAGCAGGGACGUCGUGUGGAUGGUGAAGAGACGACUGCCUAUUGGCGUGAGCAUGGCAUCAACUUUGUCAAGGGAAAGCUAGGCGAGAAGCUGAACAAAGGCAAGGCUAAGAAUGUUAUCCUGUUUCUCGGAGAUGGCAUGGGUGUGACAACGACCUCGACGGCGCGAACUUUGCUGGGUGGCGAGGAAAAAUCGCUAUCCUUCGAGCUAUUCCCACACACUGGUCUCUCCAAGACCUACUCCGUGGAUCUAAUUGUACCCGAUUCGGCCUGCACAGCCACUGCUUACUUGUGUGGCGUUAAGGCACAGGAGGGCACCAUUGGUGUCAAUGGCUUCGUGCCGAGAACCGACUGCAAGGUCAUAUUGGAUAAGACCAACUACGUGGAUUCCAUUGCCAAGUGGGCCAUGGAUGCGGGCAAGUGGUCGGGUCUGGUGACCACCACCCGUGUGACGCAUGCCUCUCCAGCAGGUGUCUAUGCUCACACUGCCGAACGUGACUGGGAGAACGAUGCAGAGGUGGCGAAUGAUUGUGGCGCCAAGUCGGGAGUGGAGGAUAUCGCGUAUCAGUUGAUCAACGGCGAGGUUGGCAGCAAACUAAAACUGAUCCUUGGCGGUGGACGCAAAAAUUUUGUGGACAGCACUUUGGUCGAGUGGGGCAAGCGCAUAGAUGGCUUGAAUUUAAUUGAGCAGUUCAAGGCGGAGAGUACCAAGAAUGUUUAUGUUGACACAGAGCAAGAUCUGAUGGACUUGGACGUGACCCAGCCAGACCGAAUUCUAGGUCUCUUCCAGGACGAUCAUAUGCUGUACCACAUGGAGACCAACGAGAGUACCACACAACCCACCCUCGAGCAGAUGACACGUAAGGCCAUCGAAUACAUGAGUCAGAAUGAUGAGGGUUACUUUCUGUUCAUCGAGGGCGGUCGCAUCGAUCACGCGCACCAUGACAACUAUGCCCGCAUGGCCCUCGACGAGACCGUUGAGUUCUCCAAGGCGAUUGCGGCAGCCCGCGAACUCACCAACGAGGAGGACACCCUGCUCGUGGUCACAGCGGAUCACUCCCAUGCCUUUGCCUAUGCAGGCUAUGCGAAUCGCGGCACUGAUGUAUUUAGCAAAGCGCCUGUAAUUGGCAACGAUGGCAUACCGCACAUGAUUCUCAGCUAUGCGAACGGACCAAGCGCUGUGAAUUUCUAUAAGGCUGAGACAAAGGAACGCGUCGAUCCCACCACAGUCGUGACUGGGUCGCGGUACGAUGAGUUCCCAGCUGGUGUGCCACUGGACAGUGAAACCCAUGGGGGCGAUGAUGUCCUCGUCUAUGCUCUGGGUCCUUGGUCGCAUUUGUUUACGGGUGUCUAUGAGCAGAACACGAUACCCCAUAUGAUGGCAUACAGCGCCUGUCUCGGCGAUGGUUUAACCAUUUGCAGCCAAACUAAAUCAUGAAUCCUUGAGCGUGACUGAGACUCAUCACAAUUAAGUUUGUAGCCUAUUAAAAUCAGCGAUUGCACUUGAGAUGUUGUUGCUGGUGGGUGCACCUUUUGCACUUAUUCUUGACGCUCCUCUUGCCUGCUGUUUCUCCUUAUCAUUAUCCUUGACGUAUACUUAAUGCAAAUUGUAAAUUGAAUUAAAGAGAAUUUCUACAAAG
Messenger RNA from Drosophila grimshawi, 1849 nucleotides. It is a transcript of the gene Alp5, whose product is annotated as membrane-bound alkaline phosphatase. Gene Ontology annotation, molecular function: alkaline phosphatase activity. Bases 67 to 1647 code for a protein of 526 amino acids. The record is from RefSeq and is a predicted model, not a curated record. NCBI's taxonomy places the organism in Eukaryota, Metazoa, Arthropoda, Insecta, Diptera, Drosophilidae. The transcript has 2 exons. Gene Ontology annotation, biological process: dephosphorylation.